Messenger RNA from Psylliodes chrysocephalus, 479 nucleotides. Lineage: Eukaryota; Metazoa; Arthropoda; Insecta; Coleoptera; Chrysomelidae. The record is from the annotation of a GenBank genome assembly.
AUUUGAGCAAAGAGGUUGUGUAGAAGAGCGUAAAAUUUCUAUUACAUAACUAGUGGAAUAAAAUUUUGUUCCUUCAAAAUGUAUCUUAGAAAAUUACUUAGUAAUCCAGCAAUUAGAUCCUGCACCAAGAGAAGCUAUUCCUCACACUAUGAAGGCAGCCACGCUGUUCAAUCGACCUACAAUGAUUUACCAAAGCCCCAAGGAAGUUGGAAGACCAACUACGAUGCCAAUCAACGCAAAUACAAUGCCCAUUUGGUUUUGGGAAUAGGUGCUUUAGUGGGUUCUAUUGUAUUCGGAAAAGCCGCAGGAUUAUUGGAAUUCUACAAUGAAUUUCCUGAACGUCCAGCCGUUAUCGCAUCCUAUAAGUAAAUGUAUUUAUUACUUUUUAGUAAAUCUGUAUAGUUAAAAUAGCAUUUGGAAUCAUUUUCCUCUUUCAAAUAGCUUUAUGUUUGUUUACCUAAUAAAAUUAAUUUAAGUAC